AUGGAUAAAUGUAGGCUUUGCCGUAAACCAGCCGUUCAAUUAUUUGAGACUGGAAAGGCGGGUGUAUAUGCUUGUUUUAAAUGUCAACCUCUUGUACCUGAAGUGACUAUAGCUGACAAUGCUUCAGAGCCUUUGGAUCCUCUGGAAGGAACUCCAAAUAAUGCUGAUGAGGAAAGUGGUUACAAACCUCUGUGUUGUGGCAUAUGCCACAAGACAUUUCAGAAGUCAAUGCAGUUGCAGAACCAUUUGCGCAAUCACCGGGCUGAGAGGCGUUUUGUCUGCACUUACUGCAAUAAAGCAUUUUCUCAGUCAAAUAACUUGAGGGCACAUCUCCGGAUACAUACAAAUGAGCGACCGUUUAAAUGCACGGAAUGCGGGAAAGCUUUUACGCAGGUGACCAAUUUGAAUAACCAUGUUCGACUUCACACUGGCGAGAGGCCUUAUGUUUGUCCAGAGCCCGGCUGUAAUAAGGCUUAUGCUCAGGUGACGAAUUUGAAUCAGCAUCGCAAGCGUCAUUUGAACGGUAGACCGGUGGAGAGCUCGUACGAUUGUACAGUGUGCGGUGAACAGUUCCAUCAACGUAACCACAUGUAUACACACAGACGGGAGGUGCACGGUGAAUCACGCGCGGUGGCGGCGCGGUACCCGUGCGGCGAGUGCGACGCCACGUUCACUACUGAACGGAUGUUGCGCGCGCAUCAAACGCAACACGCCACACCUGAUAAUGACGAUAAAGCGGAGGGUACCCUGCGGUGCGUGUUCAGUGGUUGCGGUGUGUCGUUGAGUAGCGCGCGCGCACACACCGAGCACCUGCUGCGGGCACACCAGCUGCGCGUGCUGGCCGCCCCCGCGCCCGCGCGACCCCCGCGCCGCGGCCGCCCGCCCAAGAUUAUGAAAGAUGAUCCGCUAGCUAACACAGAAUACCACAAUAUCAAAAUAAUAAAAGAAGAUCAUCCUCAAUACUUACCUAAGUUGAGAGUGCAGCUGAAAGUUCAGAGUAUGUUCGAGUGA
This is a messenger RNA of Diatraea saccharalis (sugarcane borer), 1011 nucleotides long. The record is from the annotation of a GenBank genome assembly. Lineage: Eukaryota; Metazoa; Arthropoda; Insecta; Lepidoptera; Crambidae.